UUUUAACCAGUUCUCCAUUCUAAAAGAAUGGGGGAUUGGGAGUAUCUCUGCAGACGUUGCCAUAUCAGGGCCCUAAGUCCACAGAAUUCAAAUAAAAUUGCCCAGAAAUGGUCAACGCCAUUUUUUAAAAUGGCAGUGAUCCCCAAGAUUUUAAUUUCGACAUUCUUUUCGAAAUAGAAUUCGAUAAUAAUUAUUUCUCAUCGUUGAUUCUAUUUGAAAUUCGAAUCAAAUGCCUCUUAUAUUCGUUAUUCAUUAUUCUUAUAUUUUGUUUGUUUUAUUCUAUCCGCGAAUCACGUUUGUACGUAAUUUGCAGUACCCUAAAAUUAAGAUCCUAACACUGGGUGGCCCCACACUACAUCUUCUGAAGAAUGGUAGGAUGUACAAAAAGGCGCCUCAAAGCCGAAACCUUUCACAAUCGUAUCUUCUCAUUCAGAAAGACCCAAAUAGCCCUAAAAAAGGUAAAAAGUACAUGAAUUUCGUGCAACGUGCGUCUCGUCGGCUUUUUCACAAGUCACAGUUUGCGAAGGCUUCUUUAGCUACAUGGCGCCAACAGUGCUUUAAUCUUUUCUACCAAAAUCUGAAUGCAUUUCCAAGUUUACGUCAAAAGCGAAUGUUAAAUCGAUGCCCAGUUAACAAAAAGAUCCCUCCGUAAAACCCUAUUUACUCAAGCCCGUUGUUAUGGCGACAUUGUUCCGUUGGUUACGUUAUGAAGGCCGACAAGUCAGAUGGCGGAUGGGAUUCCAUAGAGCAGCACACCCAUAACCGAUAGCGAAAUGGACGAGUCUAAAGCGCCUUCAAAUGUUGGUUUCAUUAUGAAAGAUGGAAUCCUUUGUCGUGUCUCACUCAAGUACCGUAAGGCCGAAGUCGCAAAACCGAUGAAAAAGAAAAAGAGGCCCAAGUUGCAAGGCCAUUGUGCAGCACACAGCUCGUUUAUGAUAUCUCAGCAAUGCCCAGAGGCAAGUCCACCAUUGAGUCCACAGGAGCAAAGAAGAAGAGCAAUCCGUCAGCGGAUGGAGGCCAUGACGCCCGUUUGCUUUGCCAAACCACGGGGAUCGUACAGUGUUGACAACGCGUCGUUACGAGCUAGACUGUUCCAGCUGAUGAUAACACGAAUCCCUAAAUUGAUCCAACCCGUCGAUCACUCCGUGUGGGCCAUGCAAGAAUUGACGAAUGUCAACACCAAGUGCAUGAGACACGCAGCGUUAAGUCGGCCGGAUAAAUAUCCUAGUCUCCUGAUCAGAGCUCCGGUUCCAUGGCACCAACAAUUCCUUAUCGCACGUGAAUUUGCUACUCACAAUCUUUUCGCUACACAUUCCGUGUCAUUAGAAUUGCGUCAACUCUGGGACUCGACCUACCGUUCCUGGCGUCUUUUCGAUAUCCCUUGGAAAAGAAACAAACCCCUAGAUCCAGAUGCCCUUCUGGGUUUGAUUCGCAAUCGAUGUCACGAACUCCACAGUUCUUUAGUUAAAAAGUGGAUGCCAGAAUGCUGCAAGGUUUUGAAUCGCCAAAAACCUACAUGGACUGCUAUGGUGCCUCUGAAACGAGGAGAGUCGAUGCAACAAGUUUUACGAUUCUUCAACAGUAUCACCCGUUUAAUUUCUUUGCAAAUUCGAUGUCUAUUGUACAGCUGGAUUGAUGAAUGGUCCGACCUCAUGACUGCAUACGACGCUGGUGACGAUGAUGAUCACAACAAGGCGGAUACCUUUCCAAAAGUAUUUCCUUUCAUCCGGUUACAGUUAGCUUUGUCGGACGGAAAAGUAUGGGUGAAACCCAAACAUGAGACGAUUCAGCACAAAAUGGAGAAGAUAUUGCGAACUAUCGUCUAUGUAAGCUGCCAAAUUCCUCGCAUUGAGAGAAUUUUCUUACCAGGUAUGCACUGCAAACUUAUCCUAAACUUACUAUAUGUACUAAAGAAAUUUUUGACAGGUUAUACAGGUGGUGAAGAAUUUUUAGUGGCAAUUGCUUGGGAAGAUGACCGUGUCAAGUUAGCCCUGAACAAAACAAGAUACAUCGUCAACUCUAAUAAAAAAGUACCUGAACGCUACAUCUUCGAUAUUUACACCAAUUACGAACCUAUGCUUCAGCCACGUUUUCGACAGUCAUUUGAAGGCUCUGGGGAAAUGACCUGGGAGGAAAACGAAAAGCUGUUCAAGAAACGAAUUGAAAAAUUGGAAGCUAUAAAAAAAAAGCUUCUGCUGCUCAAAUCGCACGUCUACCUCAAACUCUUUUAUUUAGAUUGUCACGAGAUAAACAAAUAUCUGAUCGAUUUCAUCGACAACAUCAGGUCUUCUUUAGUGAAGAGAAUUAUGAACGAUAACAGGCAAAUAGUCAGGAAAAUUUGCACUCGUUUUGAAACCGUGACGGAGAAAGUCAGUCAAGUGCCGGAAACCACCGCCCAAUUGGUCGAAUCUGUCGACUACGUCCACCGCUCCCAAACGCAAAGUUUACCGGAAAUGUUGCUUGAAGUGAAUGCUGCCGGUUCACGAUUGCUCACUUUGCUCAACUAUACCAUGCUUCAAAAGGACGAUUUGUCUUUGAGCUGCCGCCUUUUUCAUUGGCCUAGUGACUUGGAUUCCGUUUUGCAAGUCAGUUCGACUCGUCUCCAGCGGAUUCGCGUCGAAACGGAGCGAUCGUUGAAGGAACGAACCCAAUUGUUCUUGGGGCGAUUAGCCGAGUACGGAGAAGCUUUGGAUAAUUUCAAGAACAAGGAAACGACAGCGUUGACGACUGAAGAGAUGAUUUCCAGCACGACUUUACUACAAGAUUUACAUAAAAAACUACAGGCCGCGCAAAUUGAAUUGGAGGAAAUCAAUAACGAUGAAACAUUGCUGGAAUGGUCAGUGACUCACGUUCCUACCCUUCCGGCCCUCAUCCAGCUUAUUGAGCCUUAUUACCAACUGUGGCACGUCGCCUAUAAGUUCCACGAAAGCCACGAUGUUUGGUUCCAUGGUCCUUUUCGCAAGUUGGAUUCUCAAAUGAUUGCCAGUGAAAUCAAUGCCAUGUACAAACAGAUGCAGCAACUUGCCAUCGUUUUCGCUGACGUCACGGCCGCUAAACGUGUGACCGAUACUGUCCGUAAACGUAUUGUAAAGUUUAUGGGUUAUUUACCGUUACUGCAUGCCGUCUGCAAUCCUGGACUUCGAGAAAGACAUUGGAUAUUGAUUAGUCAAAAUUUCGAAUCACCCAUGUGUCCCGAACCAGACACUUCAUUGGCUGAAUUGGUUUCAGCUGGUCUAAUGCAGUAUAUCAGUCGCAUCGAAGAAGUCAGCAUCACUGCCACCAAAGAGUUUGCGUUAGAAGAAACGCUUCAGCGCAUGCAGUCAGAAUGGAAUGAAAUUUGUUUCGAAUUCUUACCGUACCGAGAUUCGGAUGUAAGUGUUUUGACAGGAAUUGAGGAAAUUCAAGCCCUUGUGGAUGACCACAUUCUACGGGCGCAAACGAUGCACGCGUCGCCCUACAUCGCCCCAUUGGAGCCGGUCCUUCAGUCGUGGGAGGAACAGCUGGUCGGGGUCCAGGAUACUAUGGAUGUCUGGAUGAAAGUGCAAAAUACUUGGCUAUAUCUGGAGCCCAUCUUCAGCUCGGAAGAUAUUCAGCGGCAAAUGGCUAGCGAUGCUGCCAAGUUUUCCCACGUAGAUUCAAUGUGGCGGUCGUUGAUGUCGGCAGCAACUGGUGAGCCUCGUGUUUUGGUGGCCGCUUCACGUCCUGGCCUUUUGGACGAGCUACGAGAGGCUUUCGCCAUUUUGGAAGACAUUCAGAAAGGACUACACGAUUAUCUGGAGAAAAAACGUAUCUUUUUCUCCAGGUUUUACUUUCUGUCCAAUGACGAAUUGCUGGAGAUUUUGUCAAAAACCAAAGAACCAGAGCGCAUUCAGCCACAUUUGCGCAAGUGUUUCGAUGGUAUUGGCCGUCUAAUGUUUAAUUCCAGCCAGGAAAUCGAAGCCAUGAUUUCCGAAGGUAACUAUGAGAAAGAUCGUGAAAUUGUUCGCUUCCGCGAGCCCAUUGUUCCAGCCAGAAGCAAAGGAAUGGUAGAAUUAUGGAUGUCCGAAGUCGACGACGCUAUGAAAGACGCUCUAGUUCACUAUACAUAUGUGGCCAUGACUGAAUGGAGCAAUCAGCCGAACAUGGAAUACCUUGAACGCUAUCCAGGCCAGUCCAUUUACUGCGCGUCAGCCAUUAAUUGGACGAAGUCUGUCACCGACACAAUCACGGCCGGCAAUAAAUGGAGUGAGCUGGAGUCGUCAACAAGUUCUUUAGUAACACACUUCACGUCAUUGAUAAAAAAUAGGCCAACUCCGACCGUUCGGAUUACGCUCAACAAUCUGAUAAUGUUUUACCUCAACAGUCGAGAUAUUAUCCAACGAAUGAAGUCGAAAUAUGUUUCAAGCCUGGAUGACUUUUAUUGGCAAAAGAAUUUGAGAUACUAUUGGAACACGGAUGCCUUAGAGGGUCUUGGACAUUUAACUGUCGCAAUGGUUGAGACACAAGUUCCGUAUGGAUUCGAAUAUAUGGGAAACAACCACCGUCUAGUCCUCACGCCUGCUACCGAGAAAGGAUUCCAGAUCAUGAUGCUGGCGUUGAAGCAGUUUCAAGGUGGAUGGCUACAUGGUUUACAAGGCGUUGGUAAAACGGAAACCAUCAAGGAAUUAGCCCGUGCUGUGGCAAAACAGUGUUUAGUUUUUAACUGCUUCGACGGACUGGACACAAAAUCAAUAGGCCGUAUUUUAAAGGGUAUUGUACAAUCUGGAGCGUGGUCUUGCUUUGACGAUAUUGACCAAGUGGCACCUGACGUUCUUUCAGUUAUGUCAGUUCAAAUUUACACGCUUCAAAUGGCUCUGUGUCGACGACUUCGACGAGUCAAUUUUGAGGGAUCAGAUGUUCAAGUAACUGUCGGUUCGGCUAUUUUUAUCACCACCAAAACAAAGGAGCUCUUACCGGACAGUUUUCGGUCCCUAUUCCGUUUGGCAUCCAUUCUUUCGCCGGAUCUGCACUACAUUAUCAAGAUUUCACUGCUUUCUCAGGGAUUUCAAAAUCAUUUAACUAUUGGACCACGCAUCUUUAAGCUGAUGCACGACAUAAGUGAAAACAUUCCCGAUGUAUCAACCACUGCAAACUUGCGUUCGCUUCGAGAAAUUUUAAAGGUUUCCAGUAUGCUAAAGGCUGAAGAAGCCAACAUCGACGAGAUGGCGAUAAUCCACCGUGCAUUUAUGUCUUUUUUCGAAACUCAGUUAACACCGACACAAGGACAAAUCUUGCGUCAUCUAGUCAAUCAGCAUUUCCCAAUAACUACGGUCGAACAUCACUUGGCUUCAGACGUUUUCGGUCAGAAUGUAAAAGAAGCUUGCAUUGAUCUCAACUUGAUUCCAAAUCAGCAGUUUAUCGAAAAAAUCUGGCAAUUGCACGAAUCGCUUAUGGCUCGGAAUGGCGUUAUCCUCCUUGGAGCUACACUGGCGGGCAAAAGCACUCUUUACAAGAUUUUAGCCAAAAUUUAUCCGAAAAUCACGAUGGGCUCAGCUAGUGGUGACGAUGGUCGUGUUGUAAUGCAGACUAUUAGUCCUUGGUCCUUACCUUCCAAAUAUCUUUACGAGUGGAGCGAACCGGACAAAAAUAAGUGGAAUGACGGAAUUAUUACGAAAGCCCUGCGUGAGUUGUCUUCAAGCUCACCGACUAGUCCGCGUUGGCUCAUUUUGGACGGGCAUGUUCAUUCCGAGUUGGUUGGACAUCUACACACUUUGCUGGAUGCCAGUCGCAAAUUGACUCUACCUUCGGGAGAAAUUCUUCAGAUUCCGCAAUCACUUCGCCUGAUUUUUGAAACAUCUGAUUUGACUUAUGCUUCACCAUCCACUAUUACACGGUGUGGCAUAGUCCGAGUAGCAGAGGAUAUCGUGAGCGUUGAUUCGCUCUACCUUAGUUGGUUGAAACGGUCCAACUUGCCAUCAAAUUUGCAUCCGCUACUGGAUAAAUUUGUGCAAAACAUUUUAAAGCCAUGUUUGGUCUUCACUGUUGAGUCUUCUGCGUCUUACUGCAUCAUCCCAACGACUCAGCCUUACCUCUUUGUGAGUUUUACCCGAUUGGUCAAUUCGUUACUGGCCAGCCAUGAAAACCUCCAGUUGAAAACUCUGCUUUUGCUCAAACUGCUGUCAUUCUCCACCAUUUGGACUGUAGGCGCUACAUUCAAACACGAUUGCAAGAGCCAUUUCCAUCAGUAUUUUACUGAUUUGUUCAGUGCCGUCGAAGACGCAGAAAGCUUUGGCACAGGAACUAUUUUACCUCCAUCGGAGUCUUCUGUCUUCUCCUACAAGUUGGAUUUACUCAAUGGGAACUGGGCUCUCUGGAAAGAUGCCCUUCCAUCAAUCCCCAAAAGCUUUAAUGGACCUCGAAUCAUUGUUAGCAACGAAUCCGUUGCCAUUCAACAUUUUUUCAUCAAGGCGUACUCCAACGGAAACGUUCCCGUUUUAAUCCUCGGUCCAGCCAGUGUAGGAAAGUCGCAAGUGACUCAGUUCGUCAUAGAAGACUUGCCUAAAGAUCGAUUUGUUCACAACAUUGUCCAUGUGACACCAGUCACGACGUCAUCUUCUUUACUGACUUCGGUCAUGAUUGGCUUGGAUCGACGUAGGAAAGGAGUUUAUGGUCCAGCACUUGGCCGACGCUGCGUCCUAUUUGUCGACGAUCUCAUUACUAGUGAUCCGGUGGAGGGAAAUAUUCGAACUUCGUCAGAACUCUUAAGACACUGGCUGAAUUACGAAUGCGUUUUCGACGGGAAAACCGCAUCAAAAAUGGAACUAGUGGAUAUUCAUCUGAUAACAUCCGUCAGAUUGACCGACCGCUUUCCCGAAGAAUUUGAUGUUCGGUUGCAUCGCCACAUGAACACAAUUUUCAUUGAUCCCUUCACAACCGACAGCCUCGUAACGAUGACGUCUACAAUCAUGGAACGCCAUUUCUCAUCGCCAGGUUUUGUCAAUGCAGUGUCUAAGCUGGCCAAGGCUGUGUCCGUUGCCACGGUAGAUUUAUACCAAGUUUGGGAGGAAAAGGCUCUACAGAAAGUAGCUCAUUAUUGUGUGAGUGCAUCGUGUGUGAAUCGGGUAAUUCAGGGAAUGAUGAACGUCCCUGCUGCUAAUUUAAGCAAUGUCAACAAAUUGCAUCGUUUGUGGAUCCAUGAAACCUGCCGCGUUUGGGCAGACCGACUCAUGUCAGAUGCGGAUCGUCAAUGGUUCAUCAAUCAUUUGGAUCGCAUUGGCUUGGUUCACUUUAAACAGAAUCUCAGCAAGUAUUUGUUCGCCUCAGCAAUGGGCGGGGCAGAUUACACGAUCCUGCCUAAAAUUCAUUUCUCCAAAUUGCCAAGUUUAAAGUCCGCAGAAAUCAUUUGCGACGAGGUGACAGAUAUGGAUGCCAUAAUCCAAUUGAUGGAGGCUAGGCUGGAACAGCACAACAAGGAAAGCACAGUAUCGGCUCCAAUUAAAUUGGUCAUUUCGCUCAAUGUUGCCUAUCACAUUCUCCACAUCAGUCACGCACUGAAUCGUCCAAGGGGUCACGUGAUUCUGAUCGGUGAUGCUGGAAGAGGUCGCCGUAGUUGCGCUACUGUAGCCGCUUUGCUACUCGAUUACAAAAUCUUUCAGAUAAGAGCCGGCAGGAAUUACGGAGUCCACGAAUGGAAAGAAGACGUUAAAAAACUGAUCCAUCGUUCGGGUAUCCAGCACGAAAAAAUUGUCUUCUUAUGUAAUGCAGCCGACUUCCAGAAACGAAUCUUUUUCGAUUAUAUCGGACGACUGAUAUGCGGAUACGAAAUUUCCGAACUCUUUACUAACGAAGAACGCCAGGAAAUGACUGAACUUUACCAAAAGCGCACAAAAGAAAUCGCCACCUUUAAUCAAAUUCUAUUGCAAGUCGACGAAAACUUGCGUGUUGCGUUGUGUGUCUCUCCAAGAGAUUCGUGCUACAUCCACCUUUCGCGGUACCCUACUGUCUUCAAAUUUGCAUCUAUUCUCUGGUUCGAACCUUGGCCGGAGGAAACAUUGGAGGUUAUCGCUAAGAAAUGGCUAGACGACAUUCCCGGUCUUAGUGAUAAACUGCAGUUAAAUUACUCCAAUUAUUUCAAAAACGUCCACAACAGCAUGCGGCUCUACAGUGAAAGCAAAGGGAUGGCUCAGCAUUCUAGUGCUGCUUAUUUGGAACUCUUGUCAAAUUUUCGGACGCUGUGGCUUAGUAAAGAGAAAGAUUUGCUGCAACAAAAGGAUCGUUAUAAUGUCGGCCUGGGCAAAUUGCAGUUCGCCGCUUCACAGGUUGUCGUCAUGCAGGAGGAGCUCCGGAGUCUUCAGCCGCAACUUGUUGACACUUCAGCAGAAACGGAAAGUCUCAUGGUGAAAAUUGAACAAGACACUGUUAAAGUGGAAGCCCAAAAAGAAAUCAUUGCAGCUGAUGAAAGUUUAGCUAACGAAGCUGCUGCAGCGGCACAAGCCAUCAAAGACGAAUGUGAAAGUGACUUAGCCGAAGCCACUCCGGCUCUAGAUGCAGCCAUCAAUGCCCUGGAUACGCUGAAACCAGCUGACAUUACCUUAGUCAAGUCAAUGCGACAUCCACCGUCUAUCGUGAAACUGGUAAUGGAAGCUGUUUGCGUCAUGAAACAAAUUCCACCCGUCAAGAAAUUGGAUAUGAGCACAGGUAAAAUAACGGACAACUACUGGCAAGCUGCCCAGAAAAUCCUGGGAGACCUUCGUUUUUUGGAUCUCUUACGUUCCUACGACAAGGACAACAUUCCUUCGAAUGUUAUGAAACGUAUACGUGAAAAAUAUAUUCCUAAUCCAGAGUUCAACCCAAAUAUUGUGCGACAUGUUUCGACAGCUUGCGAAGGACUUUGUCGAUGGGUUAGGGCAAUGGAAGUUUACGACCGGGUUAUUAAAAUCGUUGCACCCAAACGUGCCAAAUUGCAAGAAGCUGAGCAGGAACUGGCUCGACAAAUGAAACGUUUAUCAGAGAAACAUAACCAAUUACAGCAGAUCUCUGAUAAAUUGCAAGGCUUGAAUGACGACUUUGCUGCCAUGUCCAAAAAGAAAAAAGACUUGGAAGAUAGUAUUGAGCAAUGUCAUCAGAAAAUGGAACGAGCAGAGAAAUUGAUUGGAGGUUUAGGUGGCGAGCAAGAAAACUGGAAAACAUCCUCCAACAACCUCGAUUUUCGAUUAAAGCAAUUGCCUGGCGACGUCCUCCUCUCUGCCAGUAUCAUUACGUACCUGGGGGCAAUGAAAAAUGAGCAAAGAACGGAUUGCCUUCACAAGUGGUUGCAACUCAUUGAAGAAUGUAAGAUCCCACACAGUAACAACUUUUCGCUAGUAGACUGCUUGAUCGAUCCGGUUAAGAUAAGGGCUUGGAACCUUGCUGGCCUACCGUCCGACAGGUAUUCCCUAGACAAUGGAAUAAUCACGACUCACUGCCAACGCUGGCCUUUACUUUUUGACCCUCAAGAUCAAGGAUUAAAAUGGAUCGUUAAUACUGAGACGAAAAAUCAAGUGAAGCAGAUCCGUUACGAUGACGCUAAUUAUGUGAGGGAACUCAAAACGGCCAUAUCGGAAGGCCACAUAGUUGUAAUGGUCAAUGUUAAAGACAAACUGGAUCCGGAGCUUGACAAUUUGUUGGAGAAACGAACGUUCACCUCGAACGAGAAGACAGUUAUUCAAAUAGGUUCCGAAUUGAUUCAAUGGUCUCCCAAGUUCCGUUUAUAUUUGAUUACAAAAGAAGAAAAUUCUGCCUCUAAUUUAGAGCUCGCUUCAAAGUUGACCAUAAUCAAUUUCCGAUUGAGCCGUGCCGGGCUAGAGGAUAAAUUCCUGAGCCUUUUCUUAUCUAACGAACGUCCGGAACUUGAGGAACAAAAGCAAAUGCUAAUGGUCCAAAGCGCUAGCAACCAAAGACAGAUCAGGGAUCUUGAAGACCGUAUCCUCUACGUUCUUUCUUCUUCUCGUGGAAAUAUUUUGGAAGAUGAGACGGCAACAAAGACUCUGUACAGCUCCAAGAUCACGUCCGAAGGUAUCAGCGUCAAGCAAAAGGAAAUCCAGAAGUCAGAACAGGAAAUUGACCAGGUGCGCGAGAGUUACCGGGCUGUCGCUUCCCAUGCAGCAUCAUUGUACUCAUGCAUCGGUCAACUGAGACAUCUCAACAAAGUCUAUCAGUUUUCCUUGCCUUGGUUCAUUAAUCUGUUCACAAAUUCGACGGUGACGAGUCAAACAUCGUUGCUCAUCAGUGAAAGGAUCGUUUACGUCAAUGAACAUUUCAGCAGAACUCUUCAUCAUUCCAUUUGUCGGGCUUUAUUCAACACCGAUAGGCAGCUGUUUACUGUCCUAUUGGCAUUUGCAGCCCUUCGUUCCAAGGGUAAUGUCCAGCAAGAAACGAUUGAUCGACUGUACGCGGAAACCCCAUUGCCUCCAAGUCAUUGGAUUGGUCCAUCUUGGAUUGAUGGCAAAACUUGGCAACAUAUUAUGGAAUUGAGUCAAACCGUAGAAAGGUUGAAAGAAUUGCCUCAGCAUAUGGAAUGCAAUGCUCAAGAAUGGCAAGAGUUCUGCCUUCCAUCCCAUCUAGCGAGAAACUUGCCUUCCCCGUGGCACCAGCUAGAGCCUUUGGAACAGCUUCUUAUCAUCAAACAUUUAAAACCGGACUGUUUUGCGGCUUCAGUUAAUACUUUUAUCAAAGCCAUUUUGGGACCCAAUUAUUCGGAAAAUAUCAUCAACGACCUUCAAGGAGCUUACGAAGAAUCGAAAUCCACCGUACCGGUUCUCUGCUUUGUGGCAGGAAACAUUGAUCCUUGUCAAAGCAUUUCAUCGUUGUGUGAAAAGAAAUUAGAUAAUCGCAACAGAAUCAAGUCAUUCACGUUAGGACGGGGAUCGGAUCGAACGGUUUACAACCUAGUACGUAGAUGUGCCGACGAAGGUAACUGGGCCGUUGUACAAAACAUCCAUUUGUAUCCGGAUCUUGUGGAUGAAAUUGUGGAUCAACUGCGUAUGGAACAAAAGGACUUUGGGAACGAAUUCCGUCUAUGGUUGAUUGGCUACGCCUCGUCGCAAUAUUCACCUAUGGCAUUACAGUUUUGUGUCAAAACUGUUUGUGAAUCGCCUUCAUGUUUCCGAGAUGGCCUCUUAGAAAUCCUUCGCCUCGAUUUCGUACACGAUUUCUCAAGCGCGCGGGCAUCGUCUGCGGAAUCGAGUUUCCAGUCAGCCAAUCCGUCCCAGUUGGAGAAGGAAAACGUCAUAUUCCGCAGUGAACCCUGGCGACGAAUUUCUCUUGCUCUGUUUUGUUUCCAUGCUUUGCUAUUGGAAAGGACUCGCUACUCGACAUUAGGUUUUGCUGGUCUUGUCGAGUUCACAUAUUACGACUUAAAAUCAGCCUUGAUUCUCGUCAAAGAUUCUAUGCUGUCAGCUAGAGAUAUCUCGUUGGCAUCACUUCGCGCAUUGGUCGUUGAUUGUGUGUAUCGUGCUCAAUUGACUAUCGAGAAUGAUGUCGCCAUCUUGCGCCGUUUCAUUGACCAUCUUUUAAGUUCGAACAUUCUGCAAGCAGACAGGUUAAUUGUUUCCCUGUGCGGAAAGUUGUCCAUUCCUUUCACAAAUAACGCACGGAUCCUUAUGGAUUCCAUUCAAUCCUUACCCAGAGAUUUGCAACCCGAAGCUGUCGGUUUGUCAAGAGACUUGGUGAAGCAAUGCCACACCGAGGAAUCCGUGGACCUUCUAAGAAAGUUGAAUUGCUGCUCCGCAACAUCUGAUCGUUAGAAACCGGAAUGUCCUGAAAAUGAAAAAUGCUAUACCGUUUCUGGGUCAUCUUUUUCAGAUUUUGCUUCUUAACUCAUUUAUUUACUAAACCCUUGAUAAUUAACCAAGUGAUGUUUCCUUUUUUGAAAGCAAUUAAUUAUAUUCUUUAUUCUCUCGUA
Daphnia magna is the source of this 11899-nucleotide messenger RNA. RefSeq names its product dynein axonemal heavy chain 3. The transcript is spliced from 46 exons. Gene Ontology annotation, molecular function: ATP binding; minus-end-directed microtubule motor activity; dynein light intermediate chain binding. Bases 774 to 11741 code for a protein of 3655 amino acids. Gene Ontology annotation, biological process: microtubule-based movement. Lineage: Eukaryota; Metazoa; Arthropoda; Branchiopoda; Diplostraca; Daphniidae. Gene Ontology annotation, cellular component: dynein complex. The record is from RefSeq and is a predicted model, not a curated record.